AAGUGGGAGUUGCGUCAUGCUGUGGUUUCCACAGUCAAACGCCCGGGCGGACGGACAGAAAGCUCAGUUGAGGCUUGCAAACUGGUCCAUCAGGUAAAGCCGUCGUCGUCGCUUCUUCUUCCGCUUGGCAAACACGCCACGGCAAGGCAUGAGUCAUCUCGGUUCGCCUCAAACGAAAUAGUGUGCGAGUGGACACCACUCCGGUGUGUAGAAAGUGAUCAAUGAUCGUUCGCGGAUAGUGGCGAGCCCAACAAACCGGAUCCAAGUUCAAUCGAUCGUGUGCCUGUGGAGUGUACGAAACGCAGGUUUUUUUUUCUGUGUGUUCCAUCAUCCCGUGGUGUUGUGUAGUGCUGGAAUCAACAUGAAAGUGACAAUCGCUGGAGUGCUUGCGGUGAUACUCGCCUCCCUCAGCAUACCAACGGUCGAUGGAUGCGCCACGGAGUGCGACCAGCAUCAGUACUGCAACGAGAACAACAACCGUUGCCAGGAUUGCCGUUUUCUGUGCGACAAAGAUGAGCUAAGCUGCGCUCACAAGUGUCCAGAUUACCUGUUGCGAUCGCUCCGGCAACAAGUGGCCACCCUGCAGUCCGAUCUGGGGACGUACAAGAUCGUGUUCCUGGUGGUGAUGUCCCUGUUUGCUCUGGUCAUAGUCGCUCUGCUCAUCUACAAGCAUAAGUCGCUGUUCUUCGACUUUUCGCGCUGUCUACCGCAGAAUAAACCGUCGGGGUCCGCAUCCGCGGCCGGUCCGGUCGGAUACACGCACGAGAAUCCACACACGAAAAGCCCCAAACUGGCGGUCAAGAAUGGUCAAGCCGGUGGGAUACCGAAGCAACAACAGCAGGGUGCUCCCUCCGUCGCCCUCAGUAUCUAUCCGGAGACGGAAGCGGAAACGUCGGUACAAACCGGUACCACCUCGAUCAGCCACCGGUAUCCGGCCGAGGACUCCACCGAGAGCUACUCGUACGAUAAUGCGGCCUGCAAUGUGACACCGACCAGCGUGGCACCGAUGCCCAAGUACUAGUUGGCCACACCAAACCAGUGUAUCCGGGGCGUGGAUCGUCCUUCUGCUACCUUAUCUCAUCACAUCACCUCCUGUCGUAGCAACAGUAAGCGUGUGUCCUCGGUACUUAAUGGCUGGCCACACGAGCCGGCGCUACCUACUUCUCGCGUGAUCUUCACUACUUACCUUACGACGACAAACACAGUUUUCUGCAGUUUUACGUUCUAGUCUAGGUUUUAGCCACUUCUAAAUUCGUAUUCGUUCGAUCAAAAGGACCUUGGGUUAGGAUGUAAGGAUUUUUUACAGUGCAACGUAAGAUAUUAGUAGGCCCGCGGGAGGGAAGAAGCCCUUUUAGGGUUUUCUACAAACGAAUUUCCGUAGUCGAUCACCGCACACGAUGAUCAUUUGUUUUCUUUCGUUCCGUCCAGCUGGAUCUGCUGGAUGGUGCGCCGUGCUAUUUGUUACUCUAUCGGGGACACAGUGUCACUUCGUGAAAGGAAUCUCUUUUAUUAUUCGCUAAUAAUUCGCGCUAGUGUAAUUCAUCAAACACACCCGUCCCCGUACUGCGCAACGGUACGGUAUUUACGGCAACUCCAACCAACUGCUCCGCAUCGUUUUUUUUUUCUAGCUACAUAGUUGCUCCUCUUCCGCCGGAAGAAUUACAUCUAAGAUACUGACUAUGCACCGAUUGUGUAAGUUCGUUUGGAUCGUUCGUAGUGCAUGGCGCUGCGCUCGAUUGCAUAGCAAAGUUGCUACGGUGGAAAGCAACGGUCCUUCUGCCAAUAUGGCCACCGGAUCCACCAUAAUCAAGCGAUACAGCGUAUGUGAGUGUGUGUUUCGUAAUAGAUAGCGAGACAAAUUGGAAGUACUCAUGGUUCUAAGCUCUCUAGUCACCGUAUCACGAUGACACAAUGGCCACCGGGUUAGCACCAUGGUGGUUCAUGGUGAGUAUUUAGGAGGAUCGUUAUGUACAAAAGUUGUGCUACUUCAUCUGGCACUCUCCCUCUCGGCCU
Anopheles aquasalis is the source of this 2013-nucleotide messenger RNA. RefSeq names its product grindelwald (gene grnd). The record is from RefSeq and is a predicted model, not a curated record. Lineage: Eukaryota; Metazoa; Arthropoda; Insecta; Diptera; Culicidae.